Molecule: messenger RNA, 1086 nt
Organism: Vicia faba (fava bean)
Lineage: Eukaryota; Viridiplantae; Streptophyta; Magnoliopsida; Fabales; Fabaceae
Source: the annotation of a GenBank genome assembly
AUGGCAACACAACCUGAAUUGGAGCAUACUAACAAAGCCUUUGGCUAUGCAGCUAGAGAUUCUUUCGGUGUUCUCUCACCUUUCAAUUUCUCUAGAAGAGAAACCGGUGAAAAAGAUGUGGCAUUCAAAGUAUUGUAUUGUGGCAUAUGUCACUCUGAUCUCCAUAUGGUGAAGAACGAAUGGGGCAUGUCCACAUAUCCACUCGUUCCUGGGCAUGAGAUUGCUGGUAUAGUGACAGAAGUGGGAAGCAAAGUAGACAAGUUCAAAGUUGGAGACAGAGUUGGAGUGGGAUGCUUAGUUGAUUCGUGUCGUACCUGCCAAAAUUGCGAGGAAAAUCUUGAGAAUUAUUGCCCCCGAUCUACACUCACAUAUGGUGCUAAACAUAGUGAUGGAACAAUCACACAUGGAGGCUACUCAGACUCAAUGGUUGCUGACGAACACUUUGUGAUUCGUAUUCCUGAUAGCUUACCACUUGAAGCUGCUGCACCACUCCUUUGUGCCGGAAUCACUGUGUAUAGUCCUCUUAGAUAUUUUGAACUCGAUAAACCCGGGCUUCAUGUAGGUAUUGUUGGACUUGGUGGUCUUGGUCACAUGGCUGUUAAGUAUGCCAAAGCAUUUGGUGCUAAUGUGACUGUAAUUAGUACAUCGCCUAACAAAGAAAAAGAAGCAAUAGAGCACUUGGGCGCUGAUUCAUUUCUGAUAAGCCGCGACCAAGAUAAAUUGCAGGCUGCAGUAGGUACUUUGGAUGGUAUCAUUGAUACAGUUUCAGCUAAUCAUCCAAUAGUGCCUCUAAUUGGAUUACUCAAGUCUCAUGGAAAACUUGUUAUGGUUGGUGCACCAGAAAAGCCUUUCGAGCUCCAGGUGUUUCCGUUACUUCAAGGGAGAAAGUUGAUUGCUGGAAGUGCGAUUGGAGGGUUGAAGGAGACUCAAGAGAUGAUUGAUUUUUCUGCUAAGCACAAUAUAAAACCAGAAAUCGAAGUCAUUCCAGUGGAUUACAUUAACACGGCAAUGGAGCGACUCCAUAAAGCAGAUGUCAAAUAUCGUUUUGUGAUUGACAUUGGAAACACCUUGAAACCAAGUUCUUAA